CCCCAUCAUGCCGCAAUCCAACCCAUCACACCUCACCUCCCUCUCCACGGAGCUCCUCUGGCGCAUCGUCGAGGCCCUGCCCCUGAGCUUGCACUUCGACUUCGCCUACACGUGCAAGUUCAUCACGGAAGGCUGCUCGAAGGUGCUGCAGAAGUAUUGGCAAUGGGUUGGAGAGGGGCGUUUCUGGUUUCAUUGAUGGACGCCAGGCCAGGCAUGUUCGUUCAUUCGAGGUGAGGCGCGACCACGAGUCGUUCCAGCAGUGGAAGACGUUCGAUCUCCAGAACCCGCCCGACGACGAAGACCAGAGCGAGCCCAUCCCCUUCGAGUUCCACGGGGGCGAGCUCUCUGUCUACUUCGCCUCCAUAGAGAAG
Messenger RNA from Aaosphaeria arxii CBS 175.79, 371 nucleotides. RefSeq lists its product as uncharacterized. NCBI's taxonomy places the organism in Eukaryota, Fungi, Ascomycota, Dothideomycetes, Pleosporales. The record is from RefSeq and is a predicted model, not a curated record. The transcript has a single exon. The coding region runs from base 8 to 196 and encodes 62 amino acids.